This is a messenger RNA of Closterium sp. Yama58-4, 429 nucleotides long. The record is from the annotation of a GenBank genome assembly. Lineage: Eukaryota; Viridiplantae; Streptophyta; Zygnematophyceae; Desmidiales; Closteriaceae.
AUGUCAACCCUAGGCCUCGAAAACCGGGCAAAGAAAAAUCCUCUGCUUGCCCGGUUCGUCUCGGAGGACGAAUCAGAAGUCAUCACGGUGAUCUACCGCCGGGCAGCCGACGUAAAACUUUCGUUCUUUGAACCCAAAGAUGUUUCCGAUUUUGGUCCGAUCGAGGAUGUGGCCAAUCUCUUCGUGCCACCUGGCUCGCGGGUACUGGCGAAACGCGCGUUUACAGCUACACCCAGACGAACUACACGCACGUAUUAUCUGUACGAGUUUGUGACUGGAAAGGGGCCGAAGGCGCUGCAUGGUGCUAUGAGUGUGAGUGUAGCGAGGGGACAGGUGUAUCUGAUGGCUGCUACUGCUCCUGAGGAGAAGUGGCGACCUGCUGCUGCCAGGUUGAGAGCUGCUGCUGGGGCGUUUUUAUUGGUGAUUUAA